GCCGCGCAUGCGCGCAGUUUCGCUUCGCGCUGCUUGCGGUGCGGCGUGGGGGCGCUCGGAGGGGGGAGGGCCGCGCCGGGUCGGGCGACGGCGGAGCUCUGCGGGCAGGGACCGACGCCAUGGCUCCCGUGCUGAACCUCAACAACGAGGUUGUGAAGAUGCGAAAAGAUGUGAAGAAGGCCAGAGUCCUGACUAUUCGCAGACUAACCAGACACAUUGGGAAAUUGAAGCUGAAAAAGGGUUCAGAAGACUUGAAAUUGAAGAACCAAAAACGAGUUGAGAGAUUAAUUGAAGAAAUCCAUGCCAUGAAGGAGAUAAAGCCAGAUGAAGUUACCAGAAUGGCUCUUAGAACAGAAGUUAAUUUCGAAACUGUCUGCAGAAAGCCAAAUUGUACUGCAACUGAGCGAGCCAUUGCAAGACUUGCAACACACCCCAUCUUGAAAUCCAGAUUUGUUGAACUGAAAGCUGCUGUAAAAGCUUUUAAGGAUGCAAGAAAGAACCCAGACAAAGCCACUCCUUCAAAAAAGGCUAAGUCAGAAGAACAGCCUAAAUCAGCACAUUUCAACAGGAAUUUGGAUGACCAAGCUCUUAAACAAGCUCAAAACCAGCAAGGAUGUGAACAAAAAACAAAAAUUAGUAUGAAAAUAGAAACUGACAGUGUGGGUGAAGAACUUUGUGAGAGUGAAUCUGAGCAGAAAAAUGUGAAAAUGAAGACAGCAUAUGCUACAGAAGAAUCUUCAUUUCAGGCAGUAGAAAUGCAAGCAGGCAGUCAGAGUAAAACAGGAAAGAAGCUCAACUUUCAAAAAAGGAAAGAAAAUAUGAGCAUGAACAAAUUCAGUGCCAUAAAAGAAAAAAAUAAUGAUGAUAGUGACCAGGAACAUCCUAAUGAAGAGGAGUACUUUGAUGAUAGUACUGAAGAAAGGUUUUAUAACCAGUCAUCAGAUUCUGACAGUGACAGCAGUGAUGAUUUCUUCAUUGGCAAGGUAAAAAGAAAGAAAAAGAUAGCAGCAGUUACUGAUCCUUCUUCAGCAAAAGAAAAGGAUAGCCUUCAGAAAAACAUGCUGAAGAAAGGAAAGAACACAGCACCUGGGACAGUACAAGAUUUAAUCAUGGAAAAAGGAAAGCCACAUGCAAAACCAAGCAAGCUAGAAUCAAUGUUUUGCAGUUCUUUGUCUACCUCUGAUCAGAAAUCUCAAAACAGAAGAAGAAAUUCUAAAGAUCAGCCUCUAAAAAAUGGAAGAACAGCUCUUCUUAAAAAGGAACCACACCUCAAGAAGCAACCAUUUGCAAAAGCUACCAGUAUUAAAUGCGACAAUAAGAAAGCAUGUUCAGAGCAGCCUCUUCAUCCGUCAUGGGAAGCAAGCAGGCGGCGCCGGGAACAAAUGUCCCAAAUUACAGCAUUCCAAGGGAAAAAGAUUAAAUUUGAUGACUAGACUAUGUAUGAAUUUUAUUAAAAAAAAGGAUUCUUGCAGGUUUGCAUCCUGUGGUAUUUUUUUACAAAGUAACAACUGCUGUUUGAAUACUUCUGUCAUACUGCCCUUAUCCUUUGCAACCUAUAAAAUAGCAGCUGCUAGAACUUAACAUCUAUUAAUAAUUGAGAUUGCUUCAUUUAUUCAGUGUGCUGUCUGUGUUAAUGUAUGGUCAUAUGGUGUUGCUUUGUAACUCCCAUUACAUAGUGCCACCAUUUACAAAAUACAUUCCAGCAUGAAUGAAUGUUUUUUUAGGAACAUCAUUUGUGCCCUGUGGGAAUAGUACAGAUUCUUUGGAGCUUUUUUUUUUUUUUUUGUAGACAUGUUCUUUAAACUAUAUGAGGACUUUGAUGUCAAAAGAGGGGAAAAUACAAAAUAUUGAGGUGAUAAUCCUAGGACUAUAUUAUCAAGUACCUCUCAGCCGAGCAAAAGUAAGAGAUUCCUAAAACUGAACAGACUUCACAAAAUAAUGAAUGUAUAGGGUAACUGGAAGAGCCAAUCAGUAUGCUGCAUGAUAUGAAAAUUUCUGGAGAGCAAUAAAAUAGUUGACUGUUGAA
Falco peregrinus (peregrine falcon) is the source of this 2026-nucleotide messenger RNA. RefSeq names its product serum response factor binding protein 1 (gene SRFBP1). NCBI's taxonomy places the organism in Eukaryota, Metazoa, Chordata, Aves, Falconiformes, Falconidae. The transcript has 8 exons. Gene Ontology annotation, biological process: maturation of SSU-rRNA. Gene Ontology annotation, cellular component: 90S preribosome; nucleus. The coding region runs from base 120 to 1433 and encodes 437 amino acids. The record is from RefSeq and is a predicted model, not a curated record.